Molecule: messenger RNA, 186 nt
Organism: Penicillium concentricum
Lineage: Eukaryota; Fungi; Ascomycota; Eurotiomycetes; Eurotiales; Aspergillaceae
Exons: 1
Coding region: 1-186 (61 amino acids)
Source: RefSeq, a predicted model, not a curated record
AUGACUGACGCAGACAGAUCGGAUGCCACACAAGUUGCAGCGGAUGAUGAUGCGUUGCCCUUCUUCAGGAUGCCUAGGAAACAGGAUGACGCGUUGUCGCCGUGCAAAAAGCCAACGUCGAUGCCCAUCACGACCCCCGUCGAGAGCCCAACAACACCGAAGCAAUCUUCGGCAUGGCCCGAAUAA